CGGGAAGUUUAAGAAACCGUCAGCGAGGAAACCUCCGGCGACUCCUUACGACCGUCCACCAUUGAACCAGUCUGGUCGGACUAGCUGGUUAUCGAAACUGGUUGAUCCGGCUUACCGUAUUAUAUCCGGCAGCGCCAACAGAAUCCUUCCAUCGUUUAUAUCGAAUGCAAUUGCUGGAAAUCCUCCUCCACUUGAACAGAUUGACGGUGAAUUAGGCUAACACUGGUCCCAAAGGAAGAAAGGUGCUGAGGAGCUAAGGGACUCUGGUGGAUUCAUAAUGUCUCCAAGGUUGGACCCAGUGGUCAGGGCAUAGGAGAAACAACUUGAAGGUCUUAGAUAAUGAAGAUCCAGCAACAACACAAGAUGUAGGAAAUGACAACAAAUGUACUUCAAGUUAUGUGAUAUCCAGAACUACUGAAGGAAACAAAGAUGAUCCAAGUAUGGAGAAAUUAAAUGAGAUCCCCGAAGCAGAGAAGCUGGGAGAAGAGAAACCAAAGAAUUCCAGUUCUACUGAAGGAAAGGAAGAGGAUCCAAGUACGGGGAAAGCGAAUGUGAUCUCUGAAGCAGAGAAGCUGGAAGAAGAGAAACCAAAAAAUUCCUCUGAUAGUGUUGAAAUUUCCAGAAUUGAGCAGCUCAUGCAGGGGAAAUCAUUUUCGAGGGAUGAAAUAACGCGUUUGACAAAGAUAUUAAACUCAAGGGUUGAUGAAGAAAAAAAGUUAGCUAGCAGAACAGCUGAAGGAGACAUUGGAAGGUUUCAUUUAGCACAUGAGACACCUAGAAGACCAAAUGACAGGAAGCGGGAUGAAACAGACUUCGCUAUGCCAGGAACUUCAACACCUCUUCCCCAAACAAACGUACGAGAUGAAGUUGGCGCAUCCCCCAUUGAUAUUGCAAGAGCUUACAUGGGAAGCCGUAGGUUAAGUAAGGGAAAUGAUUCUUAUGGUUUUGUAUCCAAGGUGGAGCAAGCUCCUCAAAAUAGGUUCCAUCCACCACCUUCACCAAAGUCAUCGACUUGUUGGCCCGCUGCCAUGGUGCAAGAUCAGCAUGGUCAUUUUACUCCACUGAAUCAGAGAGGAUAUGGGCUUGUUGAGUUCCCAAGGACCCCAUACUCUAGAACUUUAUUGCCGAAAUCCAGAGAUAGGCAGACUCAGUCACAGGUUGGUAGCAGGUGGCUAGAUCCCUCAACGAAACCCUUCCAACAAUCUCAAUCAUCAAUCUACAGCCAGGAGAAGACUAGGACUGAUUUACCUCUUCCAAGCUAUGGAUCUGUGGGACCGAUUCGGCGCAUACGGAAUAAAUUUGGCUCAGAAUCUCGCCCUAGGAAAUCCAUUUUUCUGAAUUCCCCAAAUGCUUCUUCACCUUUAGAAAAAGUUGGUGCUUCCAAAUUGUUCUUGCCUGCUGCCGGAAAGAAUUUGGAAGUUGGGCAAACUAGUGGUGUAGAGAAGUACCAGUCAGCGGAUCAUAGAGUAGUCAGGUCUGAAGAAGCUAUACCACUCAUAAGUUCUUCAAAUGAUACUGUAAGAAAAAUAUUAGAGCAACUUGACAGACACAAGCCCACUCCUGCAGAAAAGGCAGCUGAGUUGAAGCUGGCAAGCGAAUGGAAGAAAUAUCCCGGCAAAGAAAUCUCUGAUUCCACUCCAAAUGAUAAAAUGAAAUCCUCACAUUUAGGAGAAUUUGGUAUACGUAUGAACAAUGGUCUGGCAGCUGCCCAAUCGUCCAAGGAAGGAGAUAAUGAAACAGUCAAUCGUGUGGAAAUACCUCAGGAGCAAACUACGCGUGAAACUGACACUGGUAUGGAUGCUAGCGCUAAAGCUGCUAGUAUAGCUAACGUGUUUGUUACGACAGCUAAAGCCAAUACUGUCCUGCCCUUCACUUCUAAGGCAGCUGAUUCCCAAGUUAAAAGUUUCUUUUCUGGUUCUCACACUCCAAGUUUGCACAAGGACUCGAUACGCACGGAUGAUGGACAGAAAGAUAAAGGUUCUACCUCACAGUGGCCUUCUUUCCAUAAUCAAAGUAAUGGGCAGAAUGCUGCAACGUUAUCCAACUCCACGGGUUUCCAGCUACCAAGAAAUGCUCCUGGACAAGCCUCUAGUGCAAAACCUAACUUGCCAUCCAUUUUUGUGAAUAAGCCCAAUCCUAGAAAUGCGACUUCCCCAGAUAAUGGGUUUGGAUUCAGUUUCCCAGUCGCUGCAUCAUCUGGUGCACUCUCAGAACCACCAACACCAUCCAUGCCAUCUCCCGCAGCCGGUGUCCUCUCUCAGCCAGUGGAUGCAUCCACUUCUCCAGUAUACACCUUCGGCACUGGUAAAUCAGCUGAAUGCCUCAUCUUCUCUUUUCCCUCUACGAGCAAUGCAUCUGUUCCCGUGGAUGCUUCAGACCUCAAGUUUAGCUUUGGAACAGACAGGACAUCAAGACUAUCUUUUGGUGCAAUAGGAAAAACAACAUGCUAGUUUGAAGGUUUGUCAAUACUCUAGCUGCAGGAUUUUCACCCAAUGAUGGAAACUCUGUUUCAUAAUUUUUUGUAUUCUCACCUACAUUUUGUUAUCUGCCACAGCUUUCAUUUUGAAGGAUGGAUGAAUACCUGAUAUUAAAAGUUUUAGCAAA
Solanum stenotomum is the source of this 2604-nucleotide messenger RNA. RefSeq names its product nuclear pore complex protein NUP1-like. The coding region runs from base 441 to 2450 and encodes 669 amino acids. Gene Ontology annotation, biological process: nuclear membrane organization. NCBI's taxonomy places the organism in Eukaryota, Viridiplantae, Streptophyta, Magnoliopsida, Solanales, Solanaceae. Gene Ontology annotation, cellular component: nuclear envelope. The record is from RefSeq and is a predicted model, not a curated record. The transcript is spliced from 9 exons.